This is a messenger RNA of Suillus subalutaceus, 249 nucleotides long. RefSeq lists its product as uncharacterized. The transcript is spliced from 2 exons. The annotation marks the transcript as partial. The record is from RefSeq and is a predicted model, not a curated record. NCBI's taxonomy places the organism in Eukaryota, Fungi, Basidiomycota, Agaricomycetes, Boletales, Suillaceae.
CGUAGCCCUCAGGUUGGUUACAACAUCUGUAACUCUGCCACCGAGAACCAGAAUUCCACGUGCCGCACCUCAAUGGUGAACCACAUCGACGAUUUCUGCUUGCGAGCGCCUUUCACCCUCCACUCCACUAUCGGCGAUACUGAGCAGGAGGAGGUUGUAUGGCGCACUAAGCCUGGCCACGGCACUCGUGUCAUCCUCAACGGUACCCUUCAGGGUGUUCAGUUAAUCCGCACGUCGGAGUACAUCUAG